Larimichthys crocea (large yellow croaker) is the source of this 1979-nucleotide messenger RNA. Its product is annotated as G2/M phase-specific E3 ubiquitin-protein ligase. The transcript is spliced from 8 exons. The record is from RefSeq and is a predicted model, not a curated record. NCBI's taxonomy places the organism in Eukaryota, Metazoa, Chordata, Actinopteri, Sciaenidae. Gene Ontology annotation, biological process: ubiquitin-dependent protein catabolic process; membrane fusion; Golgi organization. Gene Ontology annotation, cellular component: Golgi membrane; nucleus; cytoplasm. Gene Ontology annotation, molecular function: ubiquitin protein ligase activity. The coding region runs from base 161 to 1657 and encodes 498 amino acids.
GUCAGUUUCUGACGGAGAAAGCAGCUUUACAAAUGACCCUGGUUUGGCAGAAAUAUCUCACACGGUUUCAGCCAUCGGUAGUACGCCUGACGUUUCCACAGAAGUUGUCCCAGACAUCUCUACUUCUGAGGCCUAUUCCUCUUCCAGUCAUACCCCUUCCAUGUCCAGUGGUGAUGAAGUUAUAUGGUGUUUUGAUGCACCUUCUAUCCCAGCUGACACCCUCAACAUGUCCACUUUUGCUGGUGUCAUCACUAUUGAUGAGACUCUCGCCAUGUCCAGUGGAACUCCUGCCAUCUCCACUGGCAACACUCAUGGGUUGUCGGUUGGCCCCACUGUCAAUGCUAGCGGCAAAAGGCAUGGCAUCUUUGCGAAUAGGACCUCUGGUGUGUCCCAUGGUCCCACUCAACCCAGUGCAUCGGGCAAUAGUUCAUCCAGCACAUCCUACAGCACAUACCUUGAUCUAUUUGAAGAAGAAUACCUCUCUGAUGACCCUGAUCUCCAGGAAGCUAUUUCUAGGUCUUUAGAUUCCAACGCAAGUGAGAGUGAUUUACAGAUGACUUUAGAGAGAAUAAUGGACCAGAUCUCAUCUAGAGUAAAUAAUGAUAGUACUGUGCGCUUCAAUAGUAUACGAAGAAGUGUGUGGGAUGGAGCAUCCAGAGCCCCGGGAAGAUCCAAUUUUUCACCCGAGAAGAAGGUAGAUGUCAAGUUCACUGAUGACUGUGGAACAUCUGAGGGUGCCGUGGACAAUGGAGGACCUACUCGGGAGUUUUUCCGACUCUGUCUUCUGGAAAUCAAGGACAAAAUUGGCAUCUUUGAGGGUCCACCUGAUGCUAAAGUCCUCACAUGCAACUCCAAAGCGAUGAAAGAUAAUGGAUACUUCAAUGCUGGCCAGAUUAUGGCAAUGUCAAUUGCUCAUGGGGGACAGAGUCCAUGUUUCCUGUCUGAACUCUUGUAUGAGUGUCUUCAAAAAGGUCCGGAUAAUGUAAAGGUCAAAACUGAACAUAUUACUGAUGAAGAAACAAGGUCACAGGUGCAGUCGAUCCUACAAGCUGAGACUGAAUCAUAUCUGCAAGAUGCAGUUGCACAGGCAUUCAGCUUGAUCAGUCUUGCAGGUCACAAUGUUCGCAUAACACUGCAAAACAAAGCAGAGACUGCUUUGGACUUGACUCACUGGUAUGUCCUCCAGCGGACCCGUGCACCUUUUGAAAGGUUCAGAGAUGGCUUAAUGUCUCUAGGUGUCCUAGAUGCUAUCCAGAGAUACCCUCAACAGAUGAAGUGCCUUUUUUUGAAGGCUGAAAAGAGUUUAACAGCAGCUGAUGUAGAGAAUCUCUUCCAGAUCAUUCACUCUGAAAGAGGGAGUAAUGCAUUCCAAGAAGAGUGCCGUACCCUGGCUUUUUGGCAAGACUACCUUCAGGAUGCUGAAUGUGAAAACGACGUCUCUCUGCAGGAUAUUCUUGUUUUCCUCACGGGAUGUGACAGUGUCCCAGCGCUGGGCUUCUCCCCAAAGCCAAGCCUUGAGUUCAUCACACAUUCCCGAUUUCCACAAGCAAAUACUUGUGCAAAUAUUCUUCGCAUUCCAGUUCAUGCAGAAUACACUGCUUUUAAAUGUGAUAUGACUUUUGCCAUACGCAAUUCACCAGGAUUUGGAAGAGUGUGAGAGGUAAUAUUAUGGAGGGCUGUUAGAGCUCAGUUAUGAUGAGGAAGUUUGUUUGUUUAUUUGUUUUUCAAAAAUAAUUGCUGUCAUUUAAUUUUGUUUUUCCUAGAGAAAGUAUUGAAUAAAGGCAUGAAGAAAUAUAAGUAGAAAUGUAAUAUGUUACUUUUGAAGAUAUAUUUUAAGCCAUGGUUUUUGUUUCAAAUUGAAUAAUGCGAACUUCUAAGUUGACAACUGUAAAAUGUAUGUCAUUUAUCUCUACCCUUUGAUAUGACCCAAAGCAGCAGUUAAGUGAUUAGCAGAGAUUAUUCUCUCUAGUGGUUAUAGU